GACGAAACCAAAGCUACGUCCAGCACGACGCACGGCACCUCCAGAUGUGCUGUUUGCGCUGGCUAACCACAUAGAGCGGCAGAGAGAAGGACCCGGACUUCACUGGAUAUAACCGCUGCCAUUCCGUCGUUUGGGUCAGCUACCACAGCAGCUAUCACUCGGAGACCGAGGACGACUUUUUUGUAUUUCCGCGCAGCUUUAAUGAAGAAGCAGACCUGCUAACAUUCUUGCAGAAGGGACCUCUUCAACAAGUAUGGGGUCACCAUGGAAACCAUUUCUCCUCCUGUCUGUCAUCAGUGGCCUUUCAGAUUUCGCAAGAGCUGUUGCAGCACGGCCUAUAUCAUAUGCAGCAGUAUUACGAAUGAAGCCAGACAGCUCUUCUUCAGUGCUCAACUCGCGCGGCAGACCUCAACACUACAGCAGUGGGCUGGUGACUCCUGACUGGCCUGCUUUCUCCAGUCACCCCCUGUCAGCCCUGAGUCUGCAUAGCUCUCAGGAGGACUAUAGAAGCGAAGAAAGUGAAGAGUUUGGGCCUGUUUUUAUCCAGGAGCCAGAUGAUGUUAUUUUUCCUUUGGAUUCUGAUGAAAAGAAAGUGGUGAUGCACUGUGAGGCACGGGGGAAUCCACCACCCACAUACAGUUGGUACAUCAAUGGGACGCAGGUAGAUUCAGAGGCAGAUUACCGCUACACAUUCAUCGACGGAAACUUAAUUAUUUCCAAUGCAAGUGAGAUCACUGACUAUGGAAAGUACCAGUGCAAAGCAGAGAACAGCAUUGGGAUUGUCCUCAGUCGAGAUGCUUUAUUACAGUUUGCAUAUCUUGGUGCUUUCAGUACAAAGGCCCGGGGUGGGGUUUCUGUGCGUGAAGGCCAAGGUGUGGUACUCAUGUGUACCCCUCCUCCCCAUUCACCAGAUUAUACUCAAAAACACAAUACAGAGAUUAUCUACAGCUGGGUGUUUAAUGAAUUCCCCUCGUUUGUCGCCGAGGACAGUCGACGCUUCAUUUCCCAGGACACGGGAAACCUCUAUAUUUCGAAGGUGCAGCCCUCUGAUGUAGGAAGUUACAUCUGUCUGGUGAAAAACACAGUGACAAAUGCAAGAGUUCUGAGUCCCCCAACACCUCUGACACUGAAAACUGACGGUGUCAUGGGUGAGUAUGAGCCCAAAAUUGAAGUGCAUUUCCCUACAUCUGUUCUGGUUGCCAAAGGAGUCACUGUCAGACUGGAGUGCUUCGCUCUAGGGAACCCAGUGCCAACCAUCACGUGGAGGAAGAUAAAUGGCAACAUCCCCAAGAAAGCAAGACUCCGUAAAUCUCAGGCUGUGCUAGAGAUUCCCAAUAUUCAGCUAGAGGACUCGGGAACUUAUGAAUGCAAAGCUGAGAAUCCAAGAGGAAGCACUGCUUUCAAGGGACAUCUGCAGGUCUACACCCUCCCGCAGUGGGUCAGAAUGAUUAAUGAUACUCAGAUGGAUAGUGGAGAGAAGCUCCAAUGGGAGUGCAAGGCCACUGGGAGGCCCCGGCCCACCUAUCGCUGGCUUCGUAAUGGUUUGCCCUUGACAUCACAGGGUCGACUUGAAAUAGUGAAUGGGGAACUGACCAUUCACAAAGUGCAGCAGGCGGACUCAGGAAUGUACCAGUGUGUUGCAGAAAACAAAUAUGCGGCCAUCUACUCUAAUGCUGAACUCCAGAUUUUAGCAUCAGCACCUGUCUUUGUCCCCAAUCCAAUACGGGUCAUAGCCACACUUGGAAAAGAUGUGUCAUUAGAUUGCAAACCAAAGGCAUCACCCAAACCACGGAUAACAUGGAAGAGAGGAGACCGGAGGAUAAUACCAAAUAAAAGGAUUAUGCUGUUACGGAACAACACUCUGAAAAUUGUUAACUCCAGCCGAGCGGAUGAGGGGAACUAUGUGUGCCGGGCAGAGAAUCAGUUGGGCUCGGCAGAGAUGACUGCCAUACUGUGGGUAAAAGAGGCCAUGCGUGUGGUGCUUAGCCCGAGCAGAGUGGAGGUGACUGUCGGGGAGAGUGUGGUGCUGAGCUGCAAGGCGACACAUGACACGUCAUUGGAUGUGGCUUUCCAGUGGUUCUUCAACCAGAAACCAAUCAACUUUCAGUAUGACGGUGGCCACUUUGAAUACAUCCAAACACAGUCUUCAACAGUGGAUCUGAUGAUUAGGAACAUUUUGUUGAAGCAUGCUGGGAAGUACGGGUGCAGAGCCCAGACCAGUGCUGACACUGUAUUUGCAGAGGCAGAACUUCUUGUGCGAGGCCCCCCCGGACCACCUGGAGUGGUGAUAGUGGAGGAGAUCACAGACACCACAGCCACUCUGUCAUGGACACGUGGCGUCGACAACCACAGCCCUAUCAGCACUUAUAAUAUACAGGCCCGAAGCCCAUUUUCAUUAGGUUGGCAAACUGUCAAAACAGACCCAGAGCCAGUGACAGGAGACAUGGAGUCAGCCAUGGCUGUGGAGCUCAACCCCUGGGUGGAAUAUGAAUUUAGAGUGGUGGCCACCAAUGCAAUUGGGACCGGAGAUCCUAGUGCACCUUCGAGAGGAGUUAGAACUAAAGAAGCAGUCCCAUCAGUGGCACCAUCAAAUGUUAGUGGAGGAAAUGGGCGCAGACAUGAACUGGUCAUCUCGUGGGAGCCUGUAUCUGAGGAGUUCCAAAAUGGUGAGGGUUUUGGGUAUAUUGUUGCAUUUCGUGCCAACGGGACACGAGGGUGGAAGGAGAAGAUGGUGACUUCCGCAGACUCUACGAUGUACAAAUACAGGGACGAGACCUUCCCUCCUCUUACCCCCUUUGAAGUGAAGGUUGGUGUGUACAACAAUAAGGGAGAUGGGCCAUUUAGCAAAGUUGUCAUCAUCCACUCUGCUGAGGGGGAGCCAAGGGAAGCGCCGUCUGAUGUGAAAGCUUACGGCAUUUCUUCCUCAGAAAUUAGAGUGACUUGGAAAUCGCCCACGCCUGGUCCUGGAAAACCAAGAGGAUAUGAGGUCAGCUACUGGAAGGACAUGGAGCUGGAGGAGUCAGGAAAAAAACAACAAACUGUAAAAAAUGAGACAUCGAUGGUCUUGACAGGAUUAGAGGGGAACAGUGUGUAUGCCAUUACAGUAAAAGGCUUCAACAGCAUUGGCCAAGGUCCUGCCAGUACUGCUGUCACAGCCAAGACCAGGAAACCCCCUCCUGCUCAGCCACCAGCCAACCUUCACUGGCUUCAGGAGGGCAACAACGUGUCUUUAAGCUGGGACCCAGUGAAGGCAAAAGACAAUGAGUCUGAUGUCAUCGGGUACAUGGUGUUACUGAAACAGGAGGGCAGAGGCCACAACCAGGUGACAAGAACCAUUAACCCUUCAACCAUGCUCUCACUGCCAGAGGGAGGCACUUAUGUCAUCGAGGUGCGGGCGCUCAGUGAAGGGGGAGAGGGAGCCGUCAGCUCCCAAGUUCGACUUGUCACUUCCUCUGGUGUCCGAGCAAAAAGCAACCAGUGCUCAGUGCACUGCCUGCCACGGAGCCUAACAUGGACUGCAAUCCUCCUGGUUCUUCUGGUGCCUUCAGCUUCCUGGUGAGGCCACGGUGGGGUCCUCACUUUCAUGAAGGGAGCCACCAGUCUUCUGCUCCCUUUUUCUCUCUGACUGCCUGCUUGCUUUGGCCUUACCCAUCUCAAAGGGCCUGAGGUGUGCUGAAGGGGUUUGAUUCUGCCAGUUCACAUGCAGCUCUUCAGAGUCCCUCCUUUUCAAUCCACAGUUUUCUUUGAGGCCCCGGACAUUUGAGUUGCGCCAUUCUUUCCAACAUCACAAUAGUGUUGUACUGUAGUGUACAUUAUGUGGAAAGAUUUGUUUAAUCACUUAAUUUAACAUUAUGUGUUCCUCUCAAUGACUGGCAUCUAACCACUUCCAGACGGCUCCUACAGCUCCGGGGCUCUACAGAGCAUGAACAAUUCCUUGAAAGCUGCUGUGGUAGUAAUACAGGGAUCAGCCGACCUGUUUCUUUUCAUUACUUAUCUGCAUCAAUUUACCCCUUGGCUGCCUAACAAGCAAUGCAGCAGAGGCUCAGUAGAGAUAAGUGCAUUGUUUUCUUAUUCACACAUUGAGGAGAAAAACGUUUUUUUAUGGAACCAAGAAUCUUACUAUUUCCAGACUUGCUUUUUGUACAUUGUGUUACCUUUAGAGAAAAACAGUGGUGUGUGUCAGCUAUGUCAAACUCUGUUUUUUGGUAGCAAUUAAGCAAUGCUUGGUGAUACAGUUUGUUAACUGUUGGAUGUAUGGAAGUAGGAAACAGUGGUUUGGGUACAUGCUGUACCCAAACACAUUAAUAGACAAAGAUAACUCUGUACGGACUCCUGGUGU
Messenger RNA from Oreochromis aureus, 4339 nucleotides. RefSeq names its product contactin 5 (gene cntn5). Bases 254 to 3559 code for a protein of 1101 amino acids. Gene Ontology annotation, molecular function: protein binding. The transcript is spliced from 26 exons. The record is from RefSeq and is a predicted model, not a curated record. NCBI's taxonomy places the organism in Eukaryota, Metazoa, Chordata, Actinopteri, Cichliformes, Cichlidae. Gene Ontology annotation, biological process: cell-cell adhesion.